AUGAUUCCGAAGCUUAACAUGAAUACUUUUCUUGACGGAGGUGGAAAAGCCAAGGAUAAGAAUUAUCCUGGGAGAGGCCAAGGGGAUGCUGUGCGGACGCCGCAGGACGGGCGGUCUUCAACCCCUCUGCGUGCCCGCCACACUGUCAAGGGCGUGCCUCGACUUACCCGUGAUGGCUCGUCUCCUCACUCGUGGCGUUCUGGCGCAGUUACCAAAUUGGAGGACGGUGGCUCCGCCCUGGACUUGCCUCGACGCGCGGAGGAACUUAGUUAUGUUUUGGGUGGGAACAUCCUGCAGCUUCAGGACGUGCAGGGGCUGCGUUUGAAGGCCAUUGAAAUGGCAGAGCGGCUGCUGCUCAUGGAGGAGUGGUAUAAACGGCAACUGCGUGAACACAGCGCAUAUAUCGAGUACCGUCUGAUGCAGCUGGGGGUCCCCGAAGGUGGUGGCAGUGGUGCCCAAUUAACGCCGACCGCAGCCGAUAAGUUGCUCGUGCCGCAAGUAAUACGGGGCCGACAAACUUCCAUCAGCAGGACAACAGGGUUGAACCGCCCUACACUGACUGUGGGCGCCACCACUUCUGGUCGUCAGGCGGCCAGCGCGGCCACGCUCCAUACACCCAGCAGCAGCGUUGGAAACCGGCGGACGCCUGACAGUUCUUGUGGUCGCCUUUCCCGUCGCAGUUACGCCACACCGCUGCGUGAGCUUCCCUUUUCAAGUCAAGCUGUGGCGUCGCGACACACACCCAUUGGCAGACGGUCAAAUAAAAAGGAGUGGUUGCACAGUGGAGGUCAUUCAAGGAAAGCAGGCGGGGAAAGACGGAAAUUGCGCAGCGCAGGAAUGAACAUAAGAGUUGGGUCGAGAGGAAGUAGCGACACGGGCGCCGAUCAUUUGCUGGACGAAUUAUUCGUGCGGCGGAGACAGCGACGUAGCUUGAGCUCAUCCUUGUCGAUGAAGGCGACGGGGGCGAGCCAUGUCUCCAAGCAACAGCGUCCUGCGUCGGUAAGGCUGGGGUGGAUGCCUUAA
Trypanosoma rangeli is the source of this 1023-nucleotide messenger RNA. RefSeq lists its product as uncharacterized. The record is from RefSeq and is a predicted model, not a curated record. The coding region runs from base 1 to 1023 and encodes 340 amino acids. Lineage: Eukaryota; Euglenozoa; Kinetoplastea; Trypanosomatida; Trypanosomatidae. The transcript has a single exon.